Messenger RNA from Morus notabilis, 1689 nucleotides. RefSeq lists its product as uncharacterized. The record is from RefSeq and is a predicted model, not a curated record. The coding region runs from base 127 to 1494 and encodes 455 amino acids. Gene Ontology annotation, molecular function: mRNA binding; demethylase activity. The transcript is spliced from 6 exons. Lineage: Eukaryota; Viridiplantae; Streptophyta; Magnoliopsida; Rosales; Moraceae. Gene Ontology annotation, biological process: mRNA catabolic process.
UCUCUCUCUCUCUCUCCCCGUCAACGUUGUUGCUACUUCUACUUAAGCAAAGUCUUCUUCUGCAUCCAUCUGUGUUUCCUAAAUUCUCUCUCUCUCUCUAGUUCUUUGUUUCUCUCUCUUGUUUUGAUGGCUAAAGAGAAUCAUUACAAGAAGAACGCUAUUGGGUGCAUGAGCUUACUGAGGAAUCUGGAGCAUCACCAACUUUUGAAGCUUCUCUCCCAAGGAUUCUGCGACCACUGCCAAGCCCAUUUGGAGGAUCGUGCUCGUAACCUUUUCCUCACUGAAAAAGGUGGCGGUGAUAGUGCCAAAGGAAAUGCUGAUGCAUCAUGGUUCUCGCAGAAUAGUGAGAGGACUAACCAGCAAAACAUCAGUCCUCAAGAUUCUAUUGGAACACCUGAACUUAUUAUCAUGGCAAGGAAAAGAGAGUAUCCCGGUUCUCCUAGGCCUGCAUCACCAAACAAUAAAAGCUGUUCACUUCAGCAUUCAAGUUCAGAGUUACUUCUUGACGAUGGAGUCGGAGAAGAUUCCUCUUUGAUUGAUGACGGGCUUUCGGAGGAGGAAGAGAACGCUCGAGUUUCUAGAAUGGGCUGGAAGGAUAGCUUUUGCUGCUUUGAGAGAGUAGAUGGACGACUUACAAAUGUUCUGGAAGGGCUGGGGCUUUACACUCGGGUCUUCGAUGUUGAAGAGCAAAAAAAGAUAGUUGAAUUUGUGUACAAGUUGCAGGAUAAGGGAAGGAAGAACCAACUUAGAGGGAGAACGUAUUCGGAACCUAAAAAGUGGAUGCGAGGCAAGGGCCGUGUCACAAUACAAUUUGGUUGCUGCUACAAUUAUGCAGUGGACAAACAUGGAAACCCCCCGGGUAUCAUAAGAGAUGCCGAGGUUGAACCCUUACCUCCAUUGUUCAAACAAAUGAUAAAGAGGAUGGUCAGGUGGCAUGUCUUGCCUCCGAAAUGUGUCCCCGAUAGCUGCAUUGUGAAUAUAUACGAGGAAGGAGAUUGCAUUCCUCCUCAUAUCGACCACCAUGACUUUCUCAGACCUUUCUGCACUGUAUCAUUACUAUCCGAUUGCAAUAUACUUUUCGGUUCAAAUCUAAAAGUUGUGGGUGCAGGGGAGUUUGAAGGGCCUAAACCAGUCCAUUUGCCAACCGGUUCGGUACUAAUUUUUAAUGGUAAUGGAGCUGACAUCGCCAAGCAUUGCAUCUCUGCUGUCUCGGAAAAAAGGAUUUCAAUUACCUUCAGAAAAAUGGAUCACAGAAAACGGCCGUACAAUUUUCAAUCUGAUCCUGAGAUGCAAAGAAUUACGCCUCUCUUCUAUCCACCGGUAAUAAAGUCACAUUUGUCACAUGAUUCCCAACAAAGAAAAUAUAAGAGCGAUAAACACACUACCAAUAAAUACCCCAAGACAGUAAGAAAGAGGAUUAUUCAUGAUAAAUUGUUUAUAGUUGAGAAAGAACACCAUUUUCCUUCAGUUCGUAGAGUGAGGGUCCGUUACUAAAACAACCUAAAAGUUCAUGGUAAAAAUAGCUUUAUUUAAAAAAAAAAAGAUAUUCCCCAUUUCUGCCCUUGCUAUUAACCUCAAUUUAUAUGUUGAGAAAGUAUGUUUUUAUUUGGGGUAUCCCUUGUAAUUUGAAUUUGAAUACACUUUGAUAUGUGCAUGUGACUCAACCCUAUUAUAGAUUUUAUUAGAAAU